Gavialis gangeticus (Gharial) is the source of this 4201-nucleotide messenger RNA. It is a transcript of the gene MCPH1, whose product is annotated as microcephalin 1. Gene Ontology annotation, biological process: mitotic cell cycle; cerebral cortex development. The transcript is spliced from 12 exons. Lineage: Eukaryota; Metazoa; Chordata; Crocodylia; Gavialidae. Bases 61 to 2148 code for a protein of 695 amino acids. The record is from RefSeq and is a predicted model, not a curated record.
GGGCGCAGGCGCUGCAGGCGGUUGGCUCGGAAGCGGUUUGAACGUUGGCGCGCGGCAGUUAUGGAGUCUGUGCUGCGAGGUGUCUCCGCCUACGUGGAGGUGUGGUCCGCCAACAGGACGGAGAAUUAUUCCAAGACCUUUGCGCAGCAGCUGCAAGACAUGGGAGCCCAAGUUUCAAAAACUUUUAACAAGCAUGUAACUCAUGUAAUCUUCAAAGAAGGACAUUUGGCUACAUGGAGAAAAGCACAGCAGACUGGAGUAAAACUGGUUUCCAUACUGUGGGUAGAAAAAUGCAGAGAAACUGGUGUACGGGUUGAUGAAUCUUUAUUUCCUGCAGUGUAUGCCAGUGAAGGAUUACCCCUACAUAUUAAAAAACAUAAAUGCAUGCAACCAAAAGAUUUUAUUGAAAAAACACCAGAAAAUGAUAGAAGACUGCAACGAAGAUUAGAUAAGAUGGCAAAAGAACUACAUAUACAAAAAAAUGCUUCAGAUAUACCAGUUUUAUUAUUUGAGGAUGAUGGCUCGCUAGUGUACAGCCCUGUUAGUAAAUUAAAGGAGCAAUGCAAUGCGAUGGAAAGGAGAAUAAAAGACAUGAAGGACAAAAGGGAAAAUCUUUCCCCUACUGCUUCACAAAUGACUCCCACGUCUACAUUUAAUUCAAAACGGCCUGAAAAUGGACCAUUCCUGGGUUUAACCAGUUCAGCAGAUACAUUGUUGCCAGAAGAGCAAAUCAAUGAUUCUUUAAACUCAAGUUUUGAUGACCUUUGGGGAAAUUGUAAAUUAAAGAGACAGAAGAUAGAGUCACUGGAAUGCAUUAAUGCGGCUCAAAGUGAUAUUUAUGUUUCUACACCUGCAUUGGAGGAUUCUUCCUUCUGCAGCAAUGAUCGAGAGAACUUAACUCCAAAACAAUGUAAUAGAAAACAGUUAAACAAAAAACUGAUCUUACAACACUCCUUGGGGGGUGACCUUUCAGAAAAGGGAGAAUCUGAAACAUCUCCUAACAAGAAACAGGAUUAUGAUGAUAAUCUGACUUCUCUAUCAAUUGCGACCAACAUUUCAUUUCUCCAAGAAAAAGACUUGAGUCAUUCUGCUUCUUCACAAAGAACAGUUCAGUUAGAGGCUGCUGCAGGUACCAAAGACAGUCACUCGGAUUUAUUAGUGAGCAGCAAAGAUUUUAAUAUGUGUUCAGUUGAUGUAAGUGUUCCUGUUGACCUAAGGGAUUGUGCUGUUGGACAUAAAACAAAGGGGAAAUCAAAAAGAAAAAGAUCUAGUACAAAACUGACUACCUCAGUAUUAUGUAAGUCAGGGGCUGAAAAUGAAUUUCUGGAAGCAAUGACCACACGUAACAAGAUUUCACAUGCUGAGAAGGGUUCAUAUGAAGACUUUUUUUCAUCUUCUGACUUGAAUAAAAGUGAAAUACAAGAAAGCCAUUUUGUUCUUGGAGUUCAACAGAAAUCAUCAUGUUCUCCUGAAGUGACAUAUAAAACAGGCUCUUCAAGGAGAGAAUCAAAUGAACAGUGUAGUGCUCUUUCCAAAAAGAAAAGAAAAACUGUUCAGACAAAUGGCACUUUGUUAAAGAGUGACUGCAAAUUAUCUGAACUUCUAGAAAGUACAAAAAGUGUAACUUUAAAUUGUAUGGUAGAUGGAAAAAAUGCUCAGACUGCAGAAGACUUAGUUUCUAGCUCACUGAAUCAACUCCAUCAGAACACUCGUGAAAAUAACUGCAGAACUAAUGUGAAUUGUUCCCCUUUUCCUUCUGGAGCAACUCUGCAGGACGAUAAUACUGCAAUGAUGGUAUCACUUUCUUUAAAAAGUGAAAACAAGGGCACAGCGGAGCCAAAAGAACACCCACUUAUUUUCCCAGACUCUGCAAGUAUGGAAAAGUCAACAGACGAUAAGAAGGAAACUCUACUCAAAAAAUGCAGUCCAAGUGUUGCAAAUGAAAUAUCAGUAUGUGAUGCCAUAUGUGGCUCUCGUGAAGUUUUUAAUGCAAAACAGAAUAAGCACAAUGGGGAGUUAAAGAACACUGGGAGAAUCAAAAAGCCAAUAAGAACACUAGUCAUGACCAGCAUGUCUUCUGAUUAUUGGUGCCACCCACAAAUCUGUUUCAGGUUUGAAAACAUUAAUCAAAUCAUGAUAGUUACAUGAAGAUGAGUACUAAAAUGGCACUCAAAUACUGGCUAUCUUUAAAAGAUUUGUACAUGUUUCUGUCAAUAUUUUUCCCAUAAGCCUAAGUUAAUAUGUCAAGAAAAUGGAAAUAAAGUACAUUUUCAUUUUUAUCUUGUUCCUGUGUAAUAAAACGUGACAUUGAUGGCACUGUCCAUCUAUGAACCUCAGUACAAUUCAUAAAUCACUCAGUAAUGCAUCAUUAUAAGGCAUGUAAAUAUGAUCAGCAAGUUAUAGAUGAGAACAGUGAGUUUCAGGCAAGCUUUCAUAUUCAAAAGGACACAGAAAAAGUCUUGGCAAAGUUGGAAGAGAAUCUAUUUCUCUGGACCCAAUCAUAAGGAUGUCCUACCCAUGCAAGCAAGUACAGAUGUAUCUGUAUUGUUUCCAUACAUUCCUGAUGUAAAAUCUGCCUUACCCUAAGCAUUAUUGCACAUACUUACUAUAAAAAUAUUUUGUGAUAACCAACUUUGUUCUUCAGAACUCCUUUAAGACCUGUGAUUUAGUCUUUCUGCAGUUAUGAUGCAUGAUAAGGUUGUGCCCACCAGUCUAUGGGGGGGGGGGAAGUCCUAGGAGAGCAAAAAAGAAACAAUCCAAAAUAGAAAGCCAGCUGUCAACAACCUGUUCUUUAGUCCAAAGAGGAUACAGAGACCAAAAAAGUCACUAGAAUUUAACUGUAUAAAGUGGUGAAGUUGGUGGUGUCGUGGCAUCAUUUUUUGGUCAUAAAGAGCAUAUCCUCACCUAUUGGUCUACAGCAGUGUUUCAUGAAAUGCAAAUCAGUAUCCUCAGUUUUGCAGUAUAUUGAGAUAUAAGCUAGUCAGAUGCUGUGAUCUAUGAAACACUAUAAACAAUCUAAGAGCUAUUUCAGUUUUUCAUAUUGUAGAACUUUUCCUCUCCUAAAGAAUCUUGUGGGUAUAUCAAAAAGAGCCAAGACUAAUUCUAGGCAUAGUGUGAAAUUCACAUCCCCUGAGCUUGUAGUCCAGCAGGGUCAGCAUCCUCUAUGGAUUGUAAAGUUACCAUGACCUUUGUUAAUGUGCUCUGUCAAGCUGAAAUCCUUUUUUAUGGUUAAAAGGAGGCUGAAGAUUUUCCAGUUACAUCUCUUGACAAAUAACUAAGGCCAGGAUUCACACAAAUGAGUGUAUAAAGUUAGGCUCCUAAGUGUCCUGAUUUUUCUUUUCAAAAGUGUUUCUUCACUUACAUCACCUUUUGAUUUCAGUGGCAAGUCAGUUUGUUAAGCUGUUUAUUUUCUUUGUUCUGUAGUUCCUUUAAAUCUCAGUUUUAAAAAAAAAGCUGCUGCUUUGGCUGUGGAGAUUGCUUUUUGGUUUUGUUAAAGUUGUUCUGUGUUCUGUUUGUUUUAGCUAGCUUAUUUUGAGAACUUUUUUAAAGUUACUUUCUGCAGAGAAAAAAAAUGGCUGGAAUGAAAGUGCCCCAGGGCUUCAGGAGAUGUCCAGAGUGUGCUUGUGCUGAUUGAGUAAUGGGCUCCGUCUGCUUUGUCUCGGAGGAGCAACAUUAUGCAGGAUGUGGCUCCACUCAGGAUUUUUUUCUAAAUUAUUUAUCUCCAGUAGAAUACCAUAGGUCUUUUAUCCUUCUUCACAAGAUUGCUAGUUAUCAGAUUUGUGAAUGGUGAAGGCAAUUGAACUGGGCUUUGGGGCUAUAAGGUGCCAAUCUACCCUAUCUACUGCCCAAAUUAUUAGGAGACAUAAGGAAAGGAAACAAAAGUGAAAGGAAAUAGGAAGAAGGUAGGGGACAAAAAGGCAAGAGGAGUCUGAUGAGCAUGAAGCCAAGGUAAAGACUGUGAGGGAAGAUGAAGAAGAGGUUUAGAACAAAUAGCCAGUCAGUAGAGGGCAGAGUUCAAAUGUAUGCAUAUUUUUUGCACAUGCUACUGUUUGUGUAAUAAAAAUGUUCAUGUUGAGUGAUGCUGAUUUCUUUUUUUUUCUUUUGGCAGGAAACAGAAUACUGUAAUUCAGGUGGUGAAUAAAUUAGGAGGCUUUUCAUUUUCAAAUGAUGUUUGUGAAACAACUAGUCAUGUAGUUGCAGG